Molecule: messenger RNA, 772 nt
Organism: Onychostoma macrolepis
Lineage: Eukaryota; Metazoa; Chordata; Actinopteri; Cypriniformes; Cyprinidae
Exons: 2
Coding region: 119-772 (217 amino acids)
Source: RefSeq, a predicted model, not a curated record
CGAAUGACUUUGAAAUUCAAAACCCUGAAACCUGAAAGAACCAAAGACAUUGUUUGCAUGUUUAAGUGUCAUAGCAGCAGAUUCUAAGUCUACAUGCUCACACGAGACGAGAAACCAUAUGCAGCAGCUUCAGAAACAUCUCAAAAUGUCAACACAGCUAAGCAUUAAGAGACCCAAGUCAUGCCGUCCCAUGGAUGUAAGACUGCUGAACCACAAAGAGGACGUCCAUCUUCAGUGGAAACUACACAACAUCAGAGCCAAAUACAGACUCAACCUCAGGCUGCUGGAGCAGGAACGAGAGCUAGUGCUAAAAGAGCACAAACGGCUGCUGAAUUUAAGGGUUUGUGAACCACGCGCAACCAUCAACAACACAAUGAGAGCCAUAUCAGAGGUCAGGAUGACAAACGAUGCGAACGAGACUCGAUUUUCAAAAUCCGCUCCAGCUUUCAGACCUCUAUCCUCGGUGAAAACAUAUGAGGAUGAUAAAGAACAGAGGUUUGCUAAAUCAGCAUCAUUCUCUGUCAAGCAAGAUGAUUCAUCUCCACCUAUGAUAGUCACAGAGAAAUUCAAAUCUUCAGAAAACGGUCAGCUUUCCAUUCUACAGCUGAAAGACCUGGCGUUGAUCGACAGCAUCUCCCAGAAAGAGCUGAUGUAUCGGGAAGAGUAUUACCGAUGGUAUAAAGAAAGACUGAAACAACUGCAGAGAGAAAAACUACAACAGAAAAUAAGGAGCUUUCUCAACUCUAUAGAGCAUUUGACAAUGUAUGCAUGA